AUGUGUGGGCGGACCAGCACCGUUGCAACGUCCUGUUACCGCAUCAAUAGCCUUGCCCUCGCCAGCGCUCGUUACCUAUCGAGUAAACGUCUCAAGAUGGUGGUGAGUACCCGCCUUUUACUUCUCGCUCUUUCCUGCAUUGAUUUCUUUGCCGAUUCCACAAAAUGUUUAGAGAAACUAACAGAAGAUCAACGCAAAGAGGAUCUGAACCCUCUACUUACACACGGUUGGAAGUUGGUUGAAGGCCGUGACGCCAUACGGAAGGAGUUUCAAUUCAAGGACUUCAAUGAGGCAUUUGGAUUUAUGUCAAGAGUUGCGUUGAAAGCAGAGAAAAUGGAUCAUCAUCCUGAAUGGUUUAACGUCUACAAUAAGGUGGAUAUCACACUAAGUACGCACGAUUGUGGAGGAUUAUCACAGAAGGAUAUCACAUUGGCGAAGUUCGUUGACUCGGUGCAAAAAUAA
Molecule: messenger RNA, 462 nt
Organism: Necator americanus (New World hookworm)
Lineage: Eukaryota; Metazoa; Nematoda; Chromadorea; Rhabditida; Ancylostomatidae
Exons: 4
Coding region: 1-462 (153 amino acids)
Biological process (GO): tetrahydrobiopterin biosynthetic process
Molecular function (GO): 4-alpha-hydroxytetrahydrobiopterin dehydratase activity
Source: RefSeq, a predicted model, not a curated record